Messenger RNA from Cherax quadricarinatus, 1696 nucleotides. RefSeq lists its product as uncharacterized. NCBI's taxonomy places the organism in Eukaryota, Metazoa, Arthropoda, Malacostraca, Decapoda, Parastacidae. The record is from RefSeq and is a predicted model, not a curated record.
GAAGAAGGAAUGGGGCAGACGUGAGAAUGACAAUAGAGGGAGAUGGAAAAGAAAAAUGUCACUCCUGCCGCCUACCAGCCCACAGGUCGGCCUGACCUAGAUACUGCGUAGUAGGUGAUGAGGCAGCUAGCUGCUUCUCACUCAGUGUGAGAACACGGAGACGUGACGAUGGCGGAGAACGAUCAGGAAGCGUUACUGUUGAAGCAGGUGGAGGACAUCACUGAUGACUGGGUGGUGCGUCUCCUGCCUAAUAUCCAUCACCUUCAGCACUACGACUACCGUCCCUCAGGUGUAGAACCUCGUCUUCACCUCAGGAAGUGGAGCAGAGAAGAGAGCUCUAACACAGACACCCUGGCCGGGUUCUCAAGCACGAGGGCCACUAUCAGCGUCGAGUACGAGGUGGAAGGGGAGGUAGAAGGGGAGGUGGAGGGCGAGGGGGCGACGACAGCCAAGAGGCUGAGGAAGGAGUACUUCUUGGUGAAGGUGAUUCCUACGGAAGGCCACAUGGCAAAUGUGUUGACGUCUGAGGGAAUGCACCACGCUGAGGUUGAUCACUACGGUCGCUUCUUGCGGGCGCUGCGGGCGUGGGAGGCGGAGCGACGGAGCGGCGUGGGCGUGAUAGCAGAGAUAGUGCCCGCCCACGCCCUUGCUGUCAGCACAGAGAACCACUUCACCCUCGUCUUGCCUGACAUCACUCAUCUGGGCUACCAGAUGAACACCGUCGAGGAAGGAAUGAGUGAGGAGCAGGUGUUAGUAGUAGCCAGCAAGAUAGGCAACUUCCAUGGCACUGUGGUAGCAUACAAGGUCAUCACUGACACCAACCUGCAAACAGCGUUCCCCAGAUGCUUCCACCAGCCCAGAGUCGACAGCCAAUUAUUCUCAGUCUUCGCCAAGGCAGGCUUCGAUAGGCUACGGCAGGAGUGGUCUGGAGAGGCUAGAUUGAGCCGCAUACUGGAACUGCUAGAGACCUACGAGGCCAUUACUGAUGUGUUUGUGGUGUCGAACCUGAAGCCUCUGGAACCGUUCGCCACGGCCCUGCACGGAGACCUCCAGCCCUCCAACAUAUUCUUCAAACACAACUCACAAGGACAACUCACUCUCAAGCUGAUCGACUGGGCGACGGCCAGGUACUCCCAGGGUCCAGUGGACUUGGUGUACCUGCUGAACGUGGGCGUUAGCACCCAGGUGAGGAGGAAGGUGACUCAGGCGGCCAAGGACGCUUACUUCGACGGGUUCAACGCAGCGCUCACAGAGCUCAACGCCAACUUGUCCUACCCGAGGGAGGUGUUCGAGCAACAGUUCCUAAAGUGUCGCCAGUUGAUGGUGAUAUGGAGUGUGAUGUGUUUCAACCUGUUCCUCACAACGGAGCAACUUCGAGAACGCCUGGUUGCUAUCCUCUCUGAUGUGCUCUUCGAUGCUGCCGUCCCACCUCCCCAACUCUCAUCCUCUGAUUCCAGCCACAGCCAAAUACCCUCAACCUGAGAUACCGGGAACCACCGGUUAUCAACCGGGACUGAUUUACUAUCAUCGGGAAUUCACAAGAUAACUGAAACCAAAUCUUUCAACAAGGUUCUCUGAAUUUCUUCCCAAAUUCAAUGAGGCCAAAAUUCCAGAGAUUACAUAAGUAUGUAAUCUAUAUUCUUAUGAUUAUUUGUCUGUUUAUUUUAGAUAUUGCAAAAUAUAAAUACGGAGCAUA